Molecule: messenger RNA, 3482 nt
Organism: Phascolarctos cinereus (koala)
Lineage: Eukaryota; Metazoa; Chordata; Mammalia; Diprotodontia; Phascolarctidae
Gene: HOXA1
Product: homeobox A1
Biological process (GO): regulation of transcription by RNA polymerase II
Cellular component (GO): nucleus
Molecular function (GO): RNA polymerase II cis-regulatory region sequence-specific DNA binding; DNA-binding transcription factor activity, RNA polymerase II-specific
Source: RefSeq, a predicted model, not a curated record
AUUAAAGCCUUGAAGUCAGGUUAGCAAAUUGAUAUCUAAUGGAGUGUGGGUCAACACAACAUCUUCUAAAAUAAGGAAGAUUCCCAAGUCAGAGCAAAAAAAAAAUCUAUAAAAUACAUAAAAUGCACUUUAAAUGAACGUCAAUAAAAUAUGACUUAGGGCUGUGCUAUUGGGUUGUUGUUUUUUUUCCUUUCUUAUUUUCUUUCCCCUUUUUUCUCUCCCCUUUCUGUGAACAGUGUUAUUUACCGUGAGAAAACAGAGUGCAAGCAACAUGUGUGAGUGGGCUGGUCUGAUUUACUAACCGAAGACCUUAACAGUAAUAGUUUGACAGUUACAAUGAAAUCUCGGCUCUGUGGGUGUGUGAAUGCGCGCCCCCCCCUCCAACUCCUCAGUCCCCCCUCCUUAAAGAACUAUCCAGCAUCUGGGAGAAGUUUCAGGAUUCUCUUUGCCCGCGCCGAGCAGAGAGAGGCUGAGCUGCGAGUUUGCUGGGCUGGGCUGGGCUGUGUGGGCCGGAGCUGGGAAAAGGGCUGGAUAGGACUCUUCCUACUGCUCAUAAAUCAAACUCUUUCUAUGAAUGAGAAUGUCAUCAAAGAGAUCAAUUGUAGGAACACAUGCACAAAUACAAGUCCUCUUACGUAUUUGCCCUAGCUGGGGAUCCCCGUCUGAAAGCAUUAAGUUAGGAGGCGUUUAAGCUAUAAGUCAUUUUUAUUGCUCUUUUAAAACAACAGCUUGGCUAAGCUGCCGAUGCCACGAAAAGCUCAGAGCUGGGCUUUCCGCCCCCCCCCCCCUUUUCUUUCUAGGAGAAGGGCUUUGGGCGGAGGGAAGAAGUGCUUUAAACCUAGCCAUCCUUUUUAUUUUAAUGACGGUCUCUCUACCCUUCCCCUGACUGCCCCUAAGCUUUCCAUUUUUAAAAAGCAUGAGGUUCUUUGAUCGCUGGGUGCUCUCACUCCCAACUCCCCAGGGCCCAAAGAGGGCUCUAAAACUGGUUCGUCAAUUUCGAGAUCAAUUUCCUCCUGGGUGGGGGAAGGUUUUGCCUCUUGAUCGCCUUGUGUUUCUGGGGCCAGUCUUUUGUGAGAUGGCCGGAGGGAAGAAAGCUCAAGAAAGGCGAAAUAACGCUGAAGGAAGUGGGGGCGAUGGUCUGGAUUACGCCGAGCCUGUGGGAGCCGGGUCCAGCCAGCCGAGAGACUGAGCCGAUGGAGAAACACCAGCGGGAAGUGAGAAAGUUGGCACGGUCACCCAGGGCUCUGAAGGACCCGGUCACUGCGUAUCAGGCAGAUGGACAAUGCGAGAAUGAGCGCCUCCUUCCUGGAGCACCCCAUCCUUAACGCAGGAGACUCGGGGACCUGCUCCGCCCGAGCCUACCACUCUGAUCAUGGGAUUACAACUUUUCAGUCGUGCGCGGUCAGUGCCAACAGCUGCGGGGGCGACGAGCGCUUCCUGGUGGGCAGAGGGGUCCAGAUGAGUCCCUCCCACCACCCUCACGCCCAUCACCACUACCCCCAGCCGGCCGCCUACCAGCACCUCAACAACCUGGGUAUGUCUUAUUCCCACUCCAGCUGUGGCCCGGGGUUCGCAUCGCAGAGCUUCAGCGCAGGUUACAGCCCCUACUCAUUAAAUCAGGAAGCAGACGUAAGCGGCGGGUACCCCUCGUGCGCUCCCGCUGUUUACUCUGGAACUCUCUCAUCUUCCAUGGUCCAGCAUCAUCACCACCACCACCAGGGUUAUGCCGGGGGCACGGUGGGCUCGCCUCAGUACAUUCACCACUCAUAUGGACAAGAAGCGCAGAAUCUGACCCUGGCAAAUUAUAAUAACCCCUUGUCCCCUCUCCAUGCCAGCCACCAAGAAACCUGUCGCUCUCCUACAGCAGAGACAUCACCUCCAGCACAGACCUUUGACUGGAUGAAAGUCAAAAGGAAUCCCCCCAAAACAGGGAAAGUUGGUGAAUACGGGUAUAUUGGCCAACCCAACACGGUGCGCACCAAUUUUACCACCAAGCAGCUGACUGAGCUGGAAAAGGAAUUUCACUUCAACAAGUACCUGACGAGGGCCAGGAGGGUGGAGAUCGCAGCCUCACUGCAACUCAACGAGACCCAGGUCAAGAUCUGGUUUCAGAACCGCCGCAUGAAGCAAAAGAAGAGAGAGAAGGAGGGCCUGCUGCCCAUCUCGCCCACCACUCCAUCGCGGAGAGAGGACAAGGCCGAGGAAUCCUCAGACAAAUCUACCUCCUCACCCUGCAUCCCCUCUUCCCCAGCCUCCUCUACCUCAGACACUCUGACUACCUCCAACUGAGUUUGCCCCCGGCCCCUUUCUUCCUCCCCCCCCACUCCCCACCCCACUAUACUUUAGUGCAGAACAACUAACCCGAAGCACAUUCUUAGCUUAUCUUUCCCUUCGUUUACAAUGUCUCUCUUUCUGCUUGAUGUUAUCUUCAGGUCUUCUCCAGGCUAGGUCACUGUGUUUCAAGAGAAUUCUGGCCUAGAGACCUAGAGGCUGGGUGGGAGUAACUUCACUAAUGGUGGGGUGCCACCAUCUGGUUUUUUGAUGACCUCUGAGGGCCCCUUAUCCAUGAUUGAUUCAGAUACCCUUUGGAAAAGCUCCAUCAUUCCCCCUCCCCCUGCUUGCAGAGCAGACAUAUCUGUCAUCUAACUUCAAAUUAUUUUUCUUCCCCUCUUCCUCCUUUUCCUCAUCUCCUGGACACUAAAGGCAGAGUCUAAAGGCCUCAAGAAGAGGAUGCACUAUGAAAGUGUUUACACAAUUCAGCUUUUUAAUUUAAUGCAUUCAGUUUCUUGUGUGAGUUUGCUGGUUGUAAAUACUUUAAGAGAUUUAUCUUUAUACAGAUUUUCUAGAAAUAAUGUUUAGCUUAGGAGAUUAAAACAGGGUGGAUACACUCCCAAAGCUGGGUGUAAUUUUAUACAGGACUAAAAGUGACAAAAUAAAGACAUCAGACUGGACUGGUGAAGCCCGAUCAGAUACUCCACAGGGAAGUAGCCCUGUGUCUUUAGAGGAGAUAAGUAGGCCUGGGCUGCACUGGGUUGUGGUUGUUGUUGGGUUUUUUUUUCUUUGUUUUGUUUUGUUUUUGUUUUUUGUCUUUUUCAUUUUUUUGCAACCCUCCCUAGGUGUGCAGAGUCUCUCUUCCCCAGCCCUGCCACCUCUUCUGGCCUCCUCCUGCCCCAAUCAAAAAUUGUGCUGGAUUGUCCUUGAACCUUAGGGCAUAUUAUCCCCAAACAUCUUAUUUCCACAGUAAUCUUUCCCUCGAUUUGAUGUACCUCCAACUCAAUCGUAAAUGUGAUAAAUGGCAAAAUGAAUGUAUAUUUCAUGUGAUUUGUGAAUAGGCUUUCUGCAUGGUGCACAAUGGUUUGAGCCCCCAAAGAUACUAUACUGAGUUCUAUCAGUUGUCCUUUGUGGUCCCAUAAUAUUUCUGAGUUUCUGUACAAUCAUGAAAAGUUCUGAGAUCCCAAGAGUGAUGGAAUCCAGAGCAGAAU